CGAAAAGGGACAGCUUUCAACGUCUCUCCGCUAAACUGCAACUCUGAACGCCAUGCUUCCUCCGGACCGCAAUCGAAAGCGGGCCGCAAUUGCGGUGUUUCGCGCCUGAAUUCCAGAUUAUGUCCACCAUGUCGCAUCCUUGCAACCAGACAACGGCGCUCGCUUGGCUACAGGACACUCCGAGAGAAUGACGACCCGCAGCACCGUGGUGGAGGAUACUCAGGCGCUCCCAUAUAAGAGCAGGGGAGAGUCCCCCGCUUGUUUCGUUUCCUGGCCUUACCGCUCAGCCAACCCCGUCCAGCCAAUAUGAAAUUCUCGCUUCUGUCCGCGCUCGUCGCCAACGCCCUGUCCGUCUCGGCAGGGACCAUCCUCUGGGAUGGCCGCUUCAACGACCUCACAUCGUCAACCGACCUCAACAAGUGGUCGUGGGGAAACCAGGUUGGCCCGUAUCAGUACUACAUCCACGGUUCGUCCCCCGUGACGGCCUACGUCAACCUGUCGCCCGACUACAAGAAUCCGGCCGACACGGGCUCCAGGCAGGGCGCCAAGAUCACUCUCGACAACACGGCCUACUGGAACGGCCAAAACAUGCGCCGCACUGAGCUGAUUCCCCAGACCACGGCCGCCAUCAACAAGGGCAAAGUCUACUACCACUUCUCACUCAUGCGCAAGGACACCAACGCACCCGCUACCACCCGCGAGCACCAGAUUGCCUUCUUCGAGAGCCACUUUACCGAGCUCAAGUCGGGCUGGUUGUCGGGCGCCCCCGGAGUCUCGGACACGAAGCUGCGCUGGUGCGUCAGCGGCAACACCCAGUGGAGCACCGAGUGGGAGGCCAACGUGUGGCACAACGUCGCCUACGAGAUUGACUUUAACGCAAACACGGUCGGCUUCUGGCACUCGACCGGCAGUGAACCCCUGGCCCAGAAGGUCGCCCCUAUCAGCGCAAGCACCAGCAGCAACGGCGCCGAUUGGCACGUCGGCGUGCUUGAGCUGCCGCGCUCGGGGUACCCGGACACCACCGAGGACUAUUACUGGUCUGGCGUCUACAUUGAGAGCGGCAGCCUUACCACGUCGGUCGCUGGUCCUGGUUCGGGCCCCGGCGGCAGCUCCAGCAGCACUAGUAGCACGACCAAGACUGUCUCGUCGACAACCCUCAGCACGUCGACCACGACCACGACCAAGGCCCAGAGCACGUCGACGACCAGCACAGCUCCGUCCACCUCCACCCAGCCCAGCGGCUGCACUGCCUCGCACUGGUCCCAGUGCGACGGCAUCAACUACACGGGCUGCAAGACGUGCGCUUCUGGGUUCACGUGCAAGUACAUCAAUGACUGGUUCUCGCAGUGCCUCUAAGGGGUGAGGGAAGAGGGAUGAGGGUGGAGUGUUGACGAUUGCUGUACAUACCUCCCUUUCUUUGUCGAUAGUUGUUGCAUGCUUGGGAUCUAACUAUCCAAGCCCUUGAUGGUAAAUACACACAAAACGUUGGACAGUCAAG
Messenger RNA from Parathielavia appendiculata, 1498 nucleotides. RefSeq names its product carbohydrate-binding module family 1 protein. The coding region runs from base 307 to 1356 and encodes 349 amino acids. The transcript is spliced from 3 exons. Lineage: Eukaryota; Fungi; Ascomycota; Sordariomycetes; Sordariales; Chaetomiaceae. Gene Ontology annotation, cellular component: extracellular region. Gene Ontology annotation, molecular function: cellulose binding. Gene Ontology annotation, biological process: carbohydrate metabolic process. The record is from RefSeq and is a predicted model, not a curated record.